ACCAGAGCUCUGGGAAUAGCCUAUUCCACACCAUCACACUACAUCUUUGCUCAGCAAGCCAGCCUCUUCGGUGAUCUGUACGAAGUCAUCAUACCUGAGCUUGGUAUGGAGGAGGACUGCUGUCAGCGGGUGGUGUCUCAACUGUGUGGUGCACUCUCCCACCUGCACUCUCUUGGUUUUGUCCACAGAGAUCUCAAACCAGAAAACGUCUUCCUUUGUGACUCUGCCUGCCGCUGGGUCAAACUGGGAGACUUUGGCAUGGUAAAGUCCAGGGGAACCAGGAUCCCAGAAGUCUGGUACAGUUCUCCUUACUGCACCCCCGAGGCUGAGAUUGCUCGAGGAAACAACGACAGCAGCAAUAUAACUGAUGGAAAUGAUGGCAUCAAGGAUGGUGAAGAGAAGAAGAAAAAGAGAGUUUGGGUUUCCGUGGAGCCAAGUACAGACAGCUGGGCGCUGGGCAUCCUGACAUACGCCAUGCUUACCGGCAGCCACCCCUGGGCUGAAACGGCCAGCGACUGCCACUCAUACCUGAAAUAUCAAGAGUGGUUUGAAAGAAGUAAAAGCCCCAACGAUGAACUGGACGUGUGGGCUGAGCCACAAACAGAGAGCCCGCAGGAUCUGGAUGAGGCUGGACUGGAAAAGAAGAACCACAUUCCCAAAGCUCCCCAGUUUGCAUGUUUCACCCAUUUGGCCUGUUCCUUUUUCCAGUCACUCCUCAACCCACGGCCACAGCUUCGUAGGCAACCUGACGAGGCUUUGAGUUACCUGGGAGGAGACUGGAUGAUGGAGAAAGAGAGGGUGAGGCUGGAGAAGGCGCGUAAGAAGAGUAGAGGGAAAGGAGGGAUCAGAAACACGAAAGAGAUGGAGGGGAGAGGAGAGCGUUAAGUUAACAAAGUCUACCAAAACUAAGCUGAAAGAGACGAAUGUCUUUCUAUGCUUUCUAUGCAAAAGCCU
Messenger RNA from Neolamprologus brichardi, 954 nucleotides. The record is from RefSeq and is a predicted model, not a curated record. Lineage: Eukaryota; Metazoa; Chordata; Actinopteri; Cichliformes; Cichlidae.